AUGAGUAGCAACAAGAUUAAUAAAGGGGGUUUCAUUGAAAUUGGAAAUUUAUGGAGAGGAAAAGAUAAUGUAUCUUCACUCCAUCGUAAUGCUGAAAAGAUAUGUGAGGAUUUGAUGAACCAACCGCAGCAUAUAUCAAGGCGAUUCGACAACUUCAAUGCUGAACAAGUUGCAACAAAUCGUCUUCGGUUAAUAGCUCACAUACUUGUGGUGCGAUUGCUUGCACUCCAAGGGAAUCCAUUUAGAGGCCACGAUGAGAAAUCUAGUUCGUCCAAUCGUGGCAAUUUUCUUGAAUUUUUGGAUGUGUUGGCCAUAGAGAAUGACGAACUUUCAAAGGCAAUUGCGAAAGCUCCCAAAAAUGCCAAAUAUACAAGUCAUGAUAUUCAAAAACAAAUACUUCAUGUGUUUUCAGUGAGAUUGAAAAAUACAAUUCGUGAAGAAAUUGGAGUUGCCAAGAAUUGCAUUAUUGUUGAUGAAGCCCGUGAUGAGUCAAAAAAAGAGCAAAUGUCUAUUGUGUUGCGGUUUGUGGACACUAAUGGAUUCAUUCAAGAACGUUUUUUUGGGCUUGUUCAUGUUUCCAAUACUGCAGCUUUGACUUUAAAGAACGCCAUAUAUUCUGCUUUGGCUCAUUACAAUUUGGAUGUUCAAAAUAUUAGAGGUCAAGGUUACGAUGGGGCCAAUAAUAUGAGGGGUGAAUUCAAUGGAUUGCAAGCUUUGAUUAUGAAAGAUUGUAAGACUGCUUACUAUGUUCAUUGCUUUGCUCAUCGGCUACAGUUGGCUCUUGUUGCGGCAACAAAAAAUCUGACUCUCAUUCAUAUGUUUUUUGAUAAUAAAUUAAUUUCUAUAGUUAAUAUGGUUGGUGCUUCUUGCAAGCGUAAUGAUGAAUUGAAGAAAGCUCACGCGGAUGACAUUGCCCAUUUGAUUUCUAUUAAUGAGCUCGAGACAGGGCCUGGACUUAAUCAGAUCGGCACUUUACAACAAGCUGCUGAUACGCGUUGGAGUUCUCAUUUCAGAUCAUUAUCAAGUUUGAUCAGGAUGUUCAGUGCAGCAUGUACGACGUUGCUCAAAGUUAUGGAGGAUGGGCUUCCUUCCCAACAAGCCGAUGCAAUAUCUGUUUAUGAUGAAAUGACUUCGUUCGAUUUUGUAUUUAUCUUACAUCUAAUGAGUGAGAUUAUGGGGAUCACAUAUUUUCUUUGUCAGACUUUACAAAGGAAGUCUCAAGACAUUUCGAAUGCAAUGGAUCUUGUGUCAUCUACAAAGAUUACUACAAGAGUUAAGGGAUGA
This is a messenger RNA of Asparagus officinalis (garden asparagus), 1284 nucleotides long. RefSeq names its product zinc finger MYM-type protein 1-like. The record is from RefSeq and is a predicted model, not a curated record. Bases 1 to 1284 code for a protein of 427 amino acids. Lineage: Eukaryota; Viridiplantae; Streptophyta; Magnoliopsida; Asparagales; Asparagaceae. The transcript has 2 exons.